AUGGCCGCGCCUGCCCCUGACGCCGAGCCUGAGCCUUGGUGCUUCUACCCCGGCCAGCCAUGCUGGAAGAAGGCCAAGCGUGAGGCUCUCCCCGAGCCCAAGGCUGAACCUGUCGCUGAGGCAAAAGCCAGCCCUUGGUGUUUCUACCCAGGACAGCCUUGCUGGAAGAAGGCUAAGCGUGAUGCUGAUGCCGACGCUGAAGCCAAGCCCUGGUGCUUCUAUCCUGGCCAGCCCUGCUGGAAGGUCAAGCGUGCAGCUGAAGCCUUCUCCGAGGUCCUCCAGGUCUCUGGAAAUGAAGCUCGAUCCGCCGAUGCUGAUGCUGAAGCUGAUCUGAGCAACCUGGCCGGCGGCGCUGCCUUCAGGGCCAAGCGCGAGAUCCACGAGCUCGCCAACGUCAUCUCCCUCGCCACCAGAGACGACUCCGGAAACUACUACCGCAGCCUCAACCUCGAGAGAGCCUUCCCCGCCGACAGCGACCCCAAGGCCAAGCGCGACGCCGAACCCUGGUGCAUUUACCCAGGCCAGCCAUGCUGGAAGAACAAGCGCAACGCCAGCCCCGAAGCCAAGGCCAAGGCCGAAGCCGCCGAGCAAAAGGACAAGCGCUGGUGCUUCUACCCCGGACAGCCCUGCUGGAAGGCCAAGCGCGCUGCUGAUGCCGUCGUCGAGGCCCUCGGUGACGACGAAGAGGCCGAGGCUCCUCAGACUCCCAACUACCGUCCCACCCCCUGGGGCUUCUUCCCCGGACAGUCUCAGUGGAACCACUCCAAGCGCGACGACAAGCAGGUCGACAAGCGAUGGUGCUUCUACCCCGGUCAGCCUUGCUGGAAGGCCAAGCGAGAUAUCGACGCCAUCCGCACUGCUGCCCGCAGCAUCACCGAGGCAUAA
Messenger RNA from Fusarium vanettenii 77-13-4, 885 nucleotides. RefSeq lists its product as uncharacterized. The transcript has a single exon. Bases 1 to 885 code for a protein of 294 amino acids. Lineage: Eukaryota; Fungi; Ascomycota; Sordariomycetes; Hypocreales; Nectriaceae. The record is from RefSeq and is a predicted model, not a curated record.